CGUAUCGCGGCUCAGUUCGUGGCCGCGGCUCAGCCAGUGUGGUUCGGCAUUUCGGCAGUGCUUUCUUCCUUCCAAUUCCUCGCCACCUGUUCCUCUCUCUCUCUCUCUCGCUGCGCACACACUACCUGUGUGUCCGUCUCAGUGUGUUGCUCAGUGGAGUGUUUGGUGGGGUGCCCUUUGCGGCCCGGUACCGCUUCUUCCCAUCGUCUCCACCAAAUCGCCGACCGGGGUGACCGCGUUAGUGUGAUAGAUUUGUGAGCGGUUGUGUAUCUUGCGCGGUGAUAGUGUGUGCACGUAGUGUGAGUGUGUUUGUGGUGGCUAAAUCAAACAGGACAAGCGCUUAGUGGUUGGCGGUGCGUGCACUGCUCUUCCUCCUCGAGUCCCGCAUUUCCGGAGUAGGACCGGCACCAUUGGCUGAUCUCGUUGCGAACCAAACGCGCCAAGCGGAAGUGAUCGCAUCGCCGCCUCGGCAAUGGCGGCCGUAAGGUGCAGGGUAGCGGCGGCGUCGGCACUGCUGCUGCUGCUACUUCUAGCCGCCAGCGGUACGGAUGCAGCCAGCAAACAGCCGUCCAUCGUGGAGAGCGAGAGUGCACGGGACAGCGACCUGGUGUUCGAAGAUGAAAAGCCAACCGACUCAUCAAACUUUGACAGGCUAAUGGAUAUGGAGAAUCAAGAAAAUCUUCGAUUAUUUGCCGCUCAAUCGAAGCCCACGUUUGACCAUUCCGACGAGUCGGUGGACAUCGGUGAGCCAAACGGGAGCGACGAGCUGUCCUACGUCUCGGACGACGUCGAGGAGUUCGGCGAGGACGACAAUGAGGCCGAAAAUGAGGCCGACAAUGAGGUUUCACUGCCGGAUGAAACGCCAAGCGAUGACUCCAGCCAGAGCUGGCUAGUGCGCAACGUGAAGCGCAUCAAGCGCAGUCUGGACAGCUUGUGGAGCGGCUCACAGCCAGCCGAAGCUGACCGCAGCAACGGCACCAAGCAUGGCAAGCAGAAGAAAAAAGCGAGCGCCCAGGAAAAGCCACAGAAGCUGAAGAACAAAAAGAAAGCGCAGCUAACGAAAGAAGAGCGACAGCUGAGGCGCGAGCAGAAGCUGGCAAAGGAUGCUGCUUCGGUCACGCAAACGACAACUACCCGGCGGUCCGGUUCCGGAGUGCAUCAGAAACAACCGGCGGCUCACAAUGCGAUACCGGCCGUUGGCGGUAAGUCGAGCAAGCUCGGUGGCAUACGUCCUAAGCGCCAGUACGAUACGUUCGCCGACUCCGAAGGCAGCGGUUUCGAAGGUUCCGGUGAAUCGGCACCCGGAGAAGAUACGUGGACAUUCUAUAAAAUGACAAUCACGCUGGAUGAACCGUUCCACAGCAGUAUGCGCGAUCCUCGUCAGAAUGCCGAAAAGCUAUCGCACGUCAAUACACUGGUGAAGAACCUGAUCGAUGAGGCACUGCGGACGGACUUUGUGGUGACAGCGAAACGCUUUGACCCAUAUCCGUCCAGCAACCAGCUAACACUGGUAACGCUCGAGCUGAAUGCACCGAAAGACUUCAACCUGGACGAAAUGGAGGAUAGAAUCCGUUCCCAGCUUGAGAGCGGUCACUACGAAUUGCGCCCGGACGGUCUUUCCCUAGUGCUGGCAGAUGACACCGGUGUAGAUGCUGACGAUCUAGGCAAGGAUGAGGUAAUUCUUGAACCCUUCCCGGCUCUGUCCCGGGAUCCCGUCCGCGGCCCCGCCCGCGACCCCGUCCGCGACCCCGUCCGUGACCCCAUCCGCGACGAUGAAGGCGACGAGGAGGAGGACGAUGAGGAGGACGAAGACGAGGAUUACGCUACCGAUCGACCGAUCGGUGGCCCGAACGACGUGGAUGACGUGGAGCCGACCACGGUGCGGGCUCGUUUCGGCGAUUACGAUGCGGAGGAAACGCAGGAUCUGUGCCGGGGCGACGACAAAGUGCGGUGCGGCAAGACGUCCGUGUACAUUUGUGCGGUCCAGUGGUGUGACGGCCGACCCGACUGUCCCAACGGCGAAGAUGAAAACGCACCCGAGUGCCAAAAGUGCGAAAAGGACGAGUUUUCAUGCGACGGAACCAGAUGUGUAUCGCUUGCGAAGAAGUGCGACGGCCAUCGUGACUGUAGCGACGGACAGGAUGAAGCCGACUGUCCCUCGACGGAAUGCACUCUCAACGAGUUCACUUGCGAUGAUGGUCGAUGCAUCGAUCAGGACAGACAGUGUGACGGUGUGGCGGACUGUUCACGAGGCGAAGACGAACAGGACUGUGGAAUUGUUGAAUGUGAUGAAUCGCGCGAGUUCCUGUGCCAAGCGGAUAAUACCUGCAUCCAGAAGGAAGCCUUUUGUGACGGCAAUCGGGACUGUUCGGAUGGCGAGGAUGAAAAAUGCGAAGCCCAACGGGACAAGUGCUCGAUCUACGAGUUUCAGUGUCGAUGGGAUAAAAGAUGCAUACCGAUAGAGAAGCGGUGCGAUAAGGUGUACGACUGCUUGGACAGAACCGAUGAGCAGGUCUGUGACUGCACCGCGCACGAGUUCCGAUGUGACAACGGAUUCUGCAUCCCCAUGUACCAGCGUUGCGAUCGCGUUAACCAUUGCAAUGACCGCUCGGAUGAGCGGGAAUGUAACUUUACAAGUCGAUGCAGGGAACAUGAGUUCCAUUGCAAUAAUGGGAAUUGCAUCCCGAAGGACGACAUGUGCAACGAUAUUGACGAUUGUGGUGAUAAUUCCGACGAAACCGACUCAGUCUGUGGCGAUUAUACCUGUAUGCCAGACGAGUUCACUUGCUACGACGGGGGCUGCGUGUCCAAAGCGCUCGUGUGUGAUGAUCGGAAAGAUUGCGAAGACGGAACGGAUGAAAUGGACUGUGACAACAACCCACCCAUCAAAUCACUGACUCGCUGUGGCCAAGGUCAGUUUGAAUGUAACGACGGCAUUUGUAUUGCGGAUUACAAACACUGCAAUGGCAUUGUAGACUGCCACGAUGAAUCCGACGAGACUGGCUGCAAUUCGGAUCCCUGUAGCUCGAACGAGUUCUCGUGCGAUGGCCAAUGUUACGAGAUGCAGGCCUACUGUAACGGCGUUCCCGAUUGUUCGGAUGGCAGCGAUGAGCGAAACUGUGCCAUUUGCUAUGGUGAUGCGUUCCAUUGCAAGAACAAGCAAUGCAUUUUGUCGGUGCACAUCUGUGACGGGGAGCCACACUGUAGCGACGGUAGUGACGAGCUUGAGUGUAACAACAAUACGAACUGCAAAGUGUUCGAAUGGCAGUGUAGAAAUGGCUUUUGCAUAAACAAGGAUUUCCGCUGCGAUGGUUCAGUCGAUUGCACUGAUCGGUCCGAUGAGGAGGGCUGUUAUGAUGAAGAACGGCCCAGCGAUCCCUGCCGCGAGGAUGAAUUCUACUGUGAUGGACGAUGCUUCGAAGAGGAUCGCCGAUGUGAUGGUCGUGCGGAUUGUACGGACGGAUCGGACGAGCACGAUUGUCCGACGUUGCCGUUAGAGCGUUGCGAGGAGCUUCAGUGUCCCGAUGGUAGCUGUUUCCGUCAUUCGCAGCGUUGCGAUGGAGUAAGCGACUGUGCCGACGGCUACGAUGAGCAGAAUUGUCCUUGCCGAUCCAAUGAAUUCACUUGCGCAGAUGGUCAGUGCAUUCCCAACUAUCUACUGUGCAACGGACGGCCGGACUGUGCCGAUGGAUCUGACGAGCGCAACUGUUCUUGUGCAAGAAACGAAUUCCGUUGCCGGACUGGCCAGUGCAUCGAUGAACUUCGUCGCUGCGAUCAACGUAUCGAUUGCGUGGACGGAUCAGAUGAAAAAGAUUGCACGCGGAUCUGUCGAUCCAACGAAUGGACAUGCCACAGUGGUCAGUGCAUCCGACUCGACCAACGUUGCAAUCGUCGCUACGAUUGUCAGGAUCGCAGUGAUGAGAUGAGUUGUACUAGCUGCGGUCCGAACAAAUUCCGGUGCGAGAACGGUCCUUGCAUUGCAAUGGCGUUAAAGUGCAACGGCAGGGUAGACUGUCCGUACGACACUAGCGAUGAGCUUGAUUGUACCGAUGAAUUCCAGUACGCCCCGCCUCCACCGUUCGAUCAACCGAGACUGAACCUUAAAACCUACCCGGAUGAGCAAACCAUCAAGGAAAAGGAAAUUGUGGAGGGCAACGAGGUCGUUUUCCAGUGCCGUGACGAAGGCCCGAUGCACGCCAAGGUUAAGUGGGUUCGUGGAAAUGGACAACCGCUACCACCCGGCACGAGGGACAUGAACGGUCGUCUGGAAAUACCGAACAUUCGGAUUGAUCACAACGGUGAAUAUAUUUGCGAAGCGGUCGGAUACCCUAAAUCGACUCCUGGAAGCAGCAAAGUGGUGCAACUGACCGUCGAACGAUUCCACUACCAUCAACGGCCACCGACAGCGUGUGGCGUGAAUGAGGCCACCUGUAUGAACGGAAACUGCAUUCUGAAGUCGCAGAUCUGCGACGGCCGACAGGACUGUGCCGACAAUUCGGACGAAAACGGGUGCAGCCAUAAGGACCAAUGUGAACCGAACCAGUUCAAGUGCCGCAACCGCAAGUGCGUACUGAAGACGUGGCUGUGCGAUGGUGAGCAGGACUGUGGGGACGGUUCCGAUGAGGAGAACUGUGCAACGCUGCCACCAAACGCACCGUGCCGGCACGACGAGUUCCAGUGCCGGGACGGCCAAUGCAUCCCGAAGUCAUUCCAGUGCGAUACUCAUCCCGACUGUCAGGACAAAUCGGACGAAGUUGGCUGCAUGGCUCCGGCUGUAAUUCAACCACCACCACCAUCGCUAUCGAUCAUUGCUGGCGGUGUGCUGAAUAUCACCUGCCGUGCUACUGGUGUGCCGGUACCGCUGAUCGUGUGGCGACUGAACUGGGGACACGUGCCCGAAAAGUGUACCUCGCGCAAUGACCAGGGCUUCGGCCGGCUGACCUGCGAGGACAUGCAACCCAUCGACUCCGGUGCGUACUCGUGCGAGAUCAUCAACACGAUGGGCACACACUUUGUGUCGCCGGACACGAUCGUGAUCGUAACGGGCAGUGGUCCUGUUUGCCAGCAGGGCACAUUCAACAGCCAGGCACGCAACCCGUCCGACUGCAUCAACUGUUUCUGCUUCGGUGUUACGACCUCCUGCAACAGUGCCGACCUGUACACGUACGCGCUGAAACCGCCUGUGUCGUCGCUGACGAUCGUCGGCGUCGAAGGACCGUGGAGUGGACGCAGGGAGUUGGUCGUGGGCGAGUUUGAGAAUCACAAUCUCACCGCCCAGCGUCACGGAGUACAGCUGCGCCUAACGAACCUUGUGCCGGGACGACGGGUGCCGUACUACUCGCUACCGGAGGAGUACAAGGGCAACCAGCUCAAGUCGUACGGUGGAUCGAUUCGCUACGAUGUCGAAUAUGACGGUACCGGACGUCCCGUAAAUGCGCCGGACGUAAUUCUUAAGGGCAACGGAAUGAGUUUGGUGCAUUGGCACAGUGGCACAUUCUAUCCGGACAUCAAGAACCACGUUUCCGUCAGCCUGCUGCCGGGCAACUGGGUACGCCCGGACCGAUCGCCGGCCACUCGCGAAGACAUCAUGAUGGCACUGGCGAGUAUCGAAAGCAUCCUGAUACGCAUGCAGUACGUGGACGGCAUCGAGCGUAACAUCGAGCUGGUAAACGUUAUGAUGGAUUCGGCUGCCCACGACGACCGUGGACUGGGCUCGGCCUCGCUGGUGGAACAGUGCCGCUGUCCGGCCGGGUACCGCGGGCUGUCCUGCGAGAGCUGCGACUAUGGCUACGUGCGCCAAAACAGCGGACCCUGGCUGGGGCGCUGCGUGAAGCGUGAGAGAGAAUGCCAGCCAGGCUACUACGGUGACCCGAACCGCGACAUUCCCUGCGCACCGUGCCCCUGCCCGGUGGCGGGUGAGAAGUCGCGCGCCCGCUCCUGCUACCUGGACAGCCGGGACAAUGUCGUGUGCCAGUGCGACCGUGGCUAUACUGGCGAGCGGUGCAUGGAGUGUGAGGAGGGGUACGUGGGCAAUCCGCUCGGCGAGGGAUGCUUCCCGCGCCCGGUAACGAACUGUAACGCGCUCGGCACGGAACGCAUCGGCUCGGACAGACGGUGCUACUGCAAGCCAGGCAUCGAAGGAACGUACUGCGAUCGAUGCGCCGCGCAACACUUUUACAUGCACGAGAAGGGCUGUGUCGAGUGCUUCUGCAUGGGGCUGACGAACGUGUGCAGCAGCACCACCUGGGUUCGCGAUACCAUCCACGCCUCGUUCGCGGACGGCCGGUCCGGGUUCUCGCUCAUUUCCGACUACACCAACCCGUCGAUCGUGGCCAACGCGCUGCCCGUGUCGAACCGGGAGAUCGUGUACCGCAACUUUGGCGCCAGCGAUGACACCUUCUACUGGCGGCUGCCCAACCAAUUCUUGGGCAACAAGCUAACCUCGUUUGGCGGCCAUCUGAACUACACGCUGCGCUACACUCCCCACUCUUCGGGCGGUAUCUCACGCAACAGUUCUCCGGACGUCGUGCUGCAUAGCGGCAACAAAAUUAAGCUGCAUCACUAUCGCACCAACAGCCCCAUUUCUCCGUACGGCUCGAACACCCACUCGGUGUCGAUAGUGGAGGACGAGUGGCAAAACUAUGAGGAUGGCAAUGCGGCCACGCGAGAGUACCUGCUGAUGGCACUAGCGAACGUUAGUGAUAUCUUCAUCAAGGCAACCUACAACACGGUUUCGAACGAGGCAGCCCUGUCGUACGUGAGUCUGGACAUUGCUCGCGACUCACCGUACGCGACUGGCGCCCGGGCCUGGCCGGUUGAGCAGUGCCAGUGUCCGACCGGUCACAUUGGGCUGUCGUGCGAGGAUUGCGCGCCCGGCUACUACAAGGGCGACCAGGGCAUCUAUCUGGGCAUUUGCGAACCGUGCGCCUGUAACGGCCAUUCGGAUGAGUGUGACCCGCAGACCGGCGCCUGCAUCAACUGCCGCGACAACACGUACGGCAACAACUGCGAGCUGUGCCGCCCACCGUACGUUGGCAAUGCGACCGUCGGCUCGCGCUACGACUGCACGCUCAGCCAGCCGGACCAGUCGUUUGACUGUCGCGAGUGCGACGUGCGUGGCUUUACCGGCAACUGUCAGCGGGGCUGCGAGUGCAAGCAACUGGUCGAGGGCCGUCGGUGCGACCAGUGCCGCGAAGGUUCGUUCGGUCUCGGCACGCAGCACGAAACGGGCUGCGUGGAGUGUUUCUGCUCCGGCGUGACGAAAUCGUGCGGCAGCUCCAACCUGUACCGCGAGGAGCUGCCCGUCAUUGUCGACGCGUUCGACAACACGAUCACGCUGACCGAUCGGGAGGGUACGCUGCUGGAGAGCAGAAACUUCGCCAUCAACCCGAGCAUCAACGAGAUCAGCUACACGUUCCGCGAUCGGGAAACGUACUACUGGAGCCUGCCGAACCUGGUGCUGGGCAAUCAGGUCCUCUCGUACGGUGCGAAUCUCACCGUCACGCAGUACGUCGAGGGUGGCCGUCCGCUGGCUGAUCAGGACAUCAUCCUGAUCGGCAGUGGUAUGAAGCUGGCCUGGUCUCGCGAGUACUACGACGAUGGUACCUACGCCGUACCGCUGGUUGAGCACAAUUGGAUCGUUAUCAACCGCCGAAACUCGUACCCAGCUUCUCGAGGUGAUAUGCUGACCGUACUGUCGAACUUGGAGCACAUUCUGAUCCGUGCCACCACCAAGGAAUCCACCUCGGUGUCUAGACUGAGUGACAUUACCCUCGGCACGGCUAUACCAACGCGCACGCCCUAUCCGGCGGUGGAAGUAGAAAUGUGCCGCUGUCCUCCGGGAUAUCGUGGCACUAGCUGCGAGCAAUGUGAGGAUCUGCACUAUCGAGACAUUUACGAUCGAUCGGCCGGUUUACUCGGUGCCUGCAAGCCCUGCCCGUGCAAUUACGAGAAUGCCGACUCCUGCCAGAUGGACAACCGCGGUGUCGUUGUGUGCAACUGCAGAGAAGGGUACAGCGGUGACAAUUGUGACAACCGGUUACCUAAACGUCCGAGACCGGCUAACAAUAGGGCGCCUACCAAAGUUGACUGCACAAAAAAUGCCUUCGUGUUCACGUCAAAGAACGGUAUCUUCAAUCAAUACCAAAAAUGUGAUACAGAGGGAGUGGAGAUUGGCGUAAUGUACAAGAGCAAGCGAUCGAACGAAGAACUCGACACUCGUCCAACUGUACCUCCACGAAACCCGGUAAUCGAAGUGGUCAUCAACGUACCGUCGAUUAAGAUCGUCGAAAUUGGCGAAGACUUCCGUGCCGACUGUACAGCGCAUCACGUCGUAUCGCAGAGCCCGAUCGAUGUACAAUGGACGCGCAAGAAUGGACGCCUGCCGGACAGUGCCUAUACGGACGGUGGUACGCUAGUGAUUACGAACAUCCAAAUUAAGGACGGUGGUUUGUACGUGUGUAAGGCGAGCAGUGGUACCGAAGUCGUCUACAAGCAGGUCACCAUCAACGUCAGCAAACAAGGAUCCGCCAAGCCGACAGUGCUGCUGUCGCAGCCAUUCAUCGACCAGGACGAGCAUCUCUCGGCCGAAGUGCUCUGCACUGCCACCGGCUAUCCCACACCCACCAUUACCUGGGAACGAGUCGAUCAGCCCCUACCAUACCACGCAGUCACCGAACGUGGACUGUUGCGUUUCAGCGCGCUGCGACAGCAGGAUGCUGGCACGUACCGUUGCGUUGCCCGUAACGACGUCGGUGAGUCCGAUACCCUGCUGACCGUGUACGUACGGCCAGCGGUUGGCCCAACCCUGCCGCCAUCCUAUCCCACGGAGAUGGAGCGUGUAGAGAUCUCGCCGAGCAGCUUCGACGGACAGCCGGGUGAGGUGAUCCGGCUCAUCUGUCGCUGCUCGCCGACGGCCCAGGUUGUCUGGAGCAAGCUGGGAGAGCGCCAGCUGCCCAGCAACGCGGACGUGCGCAACGAAAUGCUCAUCAUCGAGCACGCAUCGCAGGAGAACACCGGUCGGUAUAGCUGUACCGCGUACUUCCCGAACGGACGCACCAAGACCUCCACGGUGGAUGUAGUCAUUGCCGAUAACAAUGUGCUACCACCGUCGAACAAGGUGGCGCCACGAGUGAAUCCACUGAACAAAAACUACGUCGUACUGCAAGGGGCCGACUUUUCGCUUUCGUGUGAAGCCACCGGCACACCGUACCCAACGGUCAAGUGGACGCUUAGCGGCAAGACGUUUGAAAGCAACGUCCAACAGAGCGGCAACGUGCUGCGCAUCUUCAACGCCCAGCCAAGCAACGGUGGCGUGUACAUCUGUGUCGCCAGCAACGAGGAGGGCAUGGAUCGUGCCUACACCGUUGUAGAAAUUGAUCGUCGGGAAAAGCCUGUCCUCGAGAUCUACCCGAGCGAACCGCAAACGAUUAAGGUGGGCGAAUCGGUGCGUCUGAGCUGCCGGGCUUCGGCCGGCGUCCCGUACCCAUCGAUCACCUGGGUGCGCAAGGAUCGUAUGCCGCUGUCAUCUCGCUUCACCAACGAUGCGGAAGGAGUUAUCACGCUGCGCGAUGCCUCGCUGGAAGAUGCGGGCGAGUACGAGUGCCGGGCGGAUAAUGCAGCCGGCUCGGCCAUACUGUCCACCACGAUCGAGGUGCUGCAACCUCCGAUCAUUCGGCUGCAACCGAGCGAGAGCCACAAGAUCACGGAGAACGACGAAUUCACCAUCCACUGCUCGGCGACCGGCAAACCGGCCCCGAUGGUAACGCUGCUACCACCGCCGGGUGCCUCACGGUCGCACCUGCGCCAGCAGACCGAGGGACUGCGCGAGGUAACGCUGUACCUGCACCAGGCCGAGCUGAACGAUGCCGGCACGUACGAGUGUACCGCCAAGAAUGCGGCCGGCGAAGAUUCCCAGUACCUGUCGCUGCAGGUGGACCCGAAACGGGGUGACGUUGGACCGCACGACGACGACGACAGGCCACCGUCGUACUAUCCGCCGCGUCUGCCACCGACACGGCCGCCGGGCCCUUCCUCGCAACCGAUCGCCUACACCUACAAGGCCAUUCUCGGCGAGCAGGCGCACCUGAUGUGCAACGAGGAGUUCCGCAGCACCCGCACCGAAUGGCGCCGCAGCGACGGACGCCCCCUGCCGUACGGGUCGAUCGUGCGCGGCGGCAAUCUGACGAUCGAGAGCACCGGCCACGAUGCGGCCGGCAUGUACGAUUGCGUCACCUUCCCGUCCCCGUCGCAGCCGGUCACGAUAGUGCGCAUCAUGGUGGAGGUCAUCUCGCUGCCCAAGAUUAGCUUCAGCCCGCAGAUGCCGAUGACGGUGCGACCGGGCGACGCGGUGGACAUCCUGUGCAACGUCACGAGCGACGUAGCGUACGAGGUGAAAUGGCACCGCAAGGAUAACCUGCCGCUGCCGCCGACGGUGCAGGCGUACGGUAACUAUCUGCGGUUCAGCAGCAUCGCGCCGGAGGAUGCCGGUCGCUACUACUGCCACGUCCGGAACCAGUUCGGCGAGACGGAGAAGGCCGCCGAGGUGGUCGUUAACAAAAAUGAGCUCAUGCCGGAACCUCCAAUAGUGGGUAAGCGGUACCACCAGGCGUCUCUAGGUGCGGCGAUACGCUUGGACUGUAAGCUGCCGGCUGGUGCACCGUACGUCAACGUGCGGUACAACUGGAAUCGCCUGGAACGCACCCUCCCGCCAACGGCUAGGAUUGUCGCCAACGGUAGAGAGUUGCACCUGUUCAAUCUCGAGCCGGAAGAUGCUGGUACAUACCAGUGCGGCAUGUCCUAUCCGGACGGCACGGUCGUGUACGAUUCUAUAGUGCUAACGGUCGGUAGAGAUAGAUUGAAUGCUACCACCGGUUCGCCGACACCUGCGCCGGAACUGUGCGCGCCGAGCACGUGCGGCGAUGGCGUCCUGUGGCUUUGCCGCGCCAGUCCGUCCCGGUGCAAUGGCACCUUCUUCAUGUGCUGCGUACAGUACGAUCGGGCGCGGCGCGUCGGUGACCAAGAGCGGACGAUGGUGCCCCGGUUGGGACGGGCCGAUGAUACCAGACCCACGGUCAAGGAUGCUGCGACGGUGGCGGAUGUCCGGCGUCCGCCGCCGCACCGUCUUCUACCACCAACGCACCAUCAUUUCGCUCCAGAGUCGCUGCCCGUGCUGCAGCUCGAACCCUCCCGCUCGAUGGUACGACCGGGCGAGUCGCUCGUAGUGGAUUGCAGCUCGUCGGCCGGCACUGGUGUACCGAUCAAGUGGGAGAAAUCCGACGGAACACCGCUACCGUACAACAUUCACCAAGAAGGAAACCGACUGUACAUUCAAAAUGCGCGCGAAGAUGACUCCGGCACGUACACGUGCGUGUGCUUCACCGAGGACGGUUUGCGCUACGUUUCCGACUUCCAGCUGGAGGUGGAGGAGAACACGAUCUCGGAUGUGCUGCCCCGCAGUACGUCCCGGAUGGAGUUUGCCGAGCGUGGCACUACGGUGAAGCUGCAGUGCAACACGGACCUGUAUCCGACCACCUACCAGUGGUCACGCAUCGAUGGCGAGCUGCCCAACGAUAGGGAUACGCAUGGUUCCAUUCUAACGCUCACGAACGUGCAAGCCUCGGACGCCGGCAAGUACGUCUGCUCGGCCAAGCACGGCGGCCAGUCGGCGAACGUCGUCAUCACGCUGGUGGUCAACAACGUGAUCCCGUUCUUCCCGCAGUCGCCCCGCAGCUACAUGGAGUUCAAGUCGUUCGAUAACGUGUACUCCAAGUUCUACUUCGAGGUUUCCUUCAAGCCGGAAAAGAUGAACGGGCUCAUACUGUACGCGUCGCAGCGCCGCCCGAACCAGGACUACAUCUCGCUGUCGCUCCGCAACGGCUACCCGCAGUUCCGCUUCAACUUCGACGGCCAGCAGGUGGUGCUGCAGCCGGAGAAACCGGUGCACAUGGGCCAAUGGCACACGGUGAAGGUGAAUCGCGUGCGCAACAACGGUUUCCUGCUGGUGGACGACCAAACGCCGGUCAACUUCCCGGACAGGCUGAAGUUCUACGGCCUUAACCUGGACGAUCAUCUGUUCGUGGGCGGCGUGCCACAGUUCGACCAGGUGCCGGCGUCCGCCGUUGAGUACAAGGAAGGCUUCGUCGGCUGCAUCAGCCGGCUGAAGCUGAACGACCGGGAGGUACAGCUGUACGAGGACGCACUGGAAACGGUCGGCAUCACGACCUGCGAGCCGUGCGCCGACGAUCCGUGCAAAAACUUCGGCACGUGUCUGGAGGCGCAGACGGCCCAAGGGUACAGCUGCAUGUGCCGCGAUGGGUACACGGGCACGAACUGCCAGCACGAGGGCGACGGCUGCAGCGACGAUACGUGCGGCGUAGGCCGCUGCGAGGAGACGGACACGGGACCGGAAUGCUACUGUCCGGUGCACAAGACGGGCGACCGUUGUCAGUACACCGAACACUACACGGACGCAACGCUUGCCUUUAAGGACGGCAGCUAUGCAGCAUACGACAAAUUCCAAUCGAAACGAAGCAUCCGCUUCCGCUUCAAGCCCGACUCGCUGGAGAAUGGCAUAAUGUUCUAUGCGGCGGAGCACGAGCAAGGAUAUGGCGAUUUCAUGGCCGUGCUGCUCAACAAUGGUUUCGUUGAAAUACGCUACAGUGUAGCCGGAAGGAUGAAACCACUGAUCGUACGAUCGACCGUACCGAUCGAGGCGGGCCAGUGGCAUACGGUGUCUGCGGGUCGCACCAAGGCCGGUAUCGGCUAUCUGCAGGUCGACGAUGAGGCCGUCAACAACGAGAUGUCCAACCGCAACACGCCGAUCCUGCUGAAGACGAAGGUGUACGCCGGUGGCUACGAUAAGCGCCUGCUGCUCAGCCAAGAGAUUGGUGUCCGACGCGGUUUUGAGGGUUGCAUUGCCGAGCUGGAAACGUCCGGCAACAAGCUGAACAUGAUCGACGAUAUUCGCGACUCGGCGAACGUUUACCACUGUGGCCACGCGGACGGCCAUCAGCCGGAUCCGAUCGACGUCGAAAGCCCCGUCACCUGCCGGCCGGGCCGCGGCGGAUACGAUUGCGACACCGUUACCGACAUCUGUCUCGACCAGCGCCCGUGCGAGAACGGUGCGCUCUGCCAGACGCAUGCGGGCGGCCAGAACUAUACCUGCACCUGCGAGCCCGGCUAUCUGGGCCAGCGGUGCGAAACCCAGUACACGGACAUCGUCGCGUCCCGGUUCAGCGGCAACGGCUUCAUCGAGGUCAGCCCGAAGGCGUUCAAGCACAGCGAAAGCCAGAUCACGACCGAGUUCGCGAUCAUGUUCAGCGCGUACGAGCCGAACGGGCUGCUGAUCUGGUACGGCCAGCGCAACGGUGAGGAGUUCCUCGGCAACGAUUACGUCGCGCUGUCGCUGUCGAACGGCUACGUCGAGCUGACGAUCCGCAUGGACGGGCAGGAGUCGUACGUGCGCAACAGCGAUGUGUACGUGGUCGACAACGAGCGGCACGUGGCGCUGGUCCGGCGGGAGCGCAACCAGUUCCAUCUGCAGGUCGAUUCGCUGACGGUGCACGGUGAAACGCGCCCGACCGGCAAGCAGACGAUGGAAAUACCCGGCAGCUUCUACGUCGGCGGUGUUCCGGACGUCGAACGCGUUACCGGCAAUCGGUUCAACGAGAGCUUCAACGGGUGCGUCUUCUCUGUGGAGAACAAUGAGGGCAAGGCGAUCUUACUGCGCGACUUUACCAUCCGAACCGUCAACGUGGACGUGUGCGACGAACCCAAUCUAGGAACGGAUCCACCAGUGGUGUAAAAACAGAAAAAAGCAUACAAAAUAAACCAUCCAAUACUUCCAACGAGCGGAGGGAGGAGGAGGCUGCAGGAGCUUCUCGCUAUGGGGCCACCAACGAAACAGCGGUACCCACCUUCACCCAACAAAAGGAUGAACCGCUCUAAAGGGUGAUGUAAGUCGAGUGACAAAAUAACCAACUGCUCGGCUGAUUAAAGGAGGGAGUUGAAGAGUUAAGCAGGACUAAAAUGAACAGAAAAAUAACAUAUAAAAAAAAUACUAAAACUGUAUCGUAUACCUAUAGAGAAGCGCAAACGAAUGCACAGUGAAGAGAGGAAGCAAAAUGAAAACAAAAAAAAACACGCGUACAGUAACGAACAACGAAUGUGCCAAAUAAAUGUAGUAUUUAUGUAAAAAAAAGGAACAAAAAUUAAAUAACGAAAAGCGCACAGUCAACGCUCAAAUUCACGCGCUGAGAACAAGACAGCCAUAUUUGUUUGUUUAACACCACCACAUUGGUCAAUGCAAUAUACAUGAAGCACCACACACUCAGUGCACGGUGGCAGAGAACCACGUGGCGAUACGUGCACUAAGGUUUUUUUUAGCACUGCCAACUUUCGUUCCCCACAAGAUAUAAUGAUUUUGCGCUAUAAUGUUUUGUUUCAACAACACCUUCACACUGUGAUAGUGUACCGACCAUAGCAAUGUUAAAUAUGUUUCACUCACAAAACAAGUCAAACAAACCACUGCGCAGUGAUUGUGUUCAUCCGUUUAGACAAAUCGUUUAGGUGCAGUAUCUCACCAUCUUGUUGUUACUAGCCUUGUAAUCUUGGCCGCAUAAGCCAGUUUAUGUUUUGAGCAAGAAGUAGCUUCCUGCCGUUUCGAAAAGGUGGCGAGGAUACUUCUCUACUACUUCCAACUAACUGCCCGCUGUAAUGGUCUUCAUUUCUAUACACUAAGUGCUUUCGAUAUGUUAAAAAAACACGAAAAUACGAGCAAAACAGAUAGGAGAGAUUAAAUCAAACGAUGUUGAACAUAAUGUAGCCCUUUCACAAUACGACAAGCGGGCGUGAGGCGGCCUGUGCAACUGUGGAACAACCCGUAACUAAGCUAUAAUUUGUCACUCGUUUAUUUUCCUAUCAAUUAUGACAAUAAAAUGAAUAGUCAAUGUAA
Anopheles arabiensis is the source of this 14953-nucleotide messenger RNA. It is a transcript of the gene trol, whose product is annotated as basement membrane-specific heparan sulfate proteoglycan core protein. Bases 473 to 13804 code for a protein of 4443 amino acids. Gene Ontology annotation, molecular function: protein binding. The transcript has 53 exons. Gene Ontology annotation, cellular component: plasma membrane. Lineage: Eukaryota; Metazoa; Arthropoda; Insecta; Diptera; Culicidae. The record is from RefSeq and is a predicted model, not a curated record.